Messenger RNA from Neohortaea acidophila, 1820 nucleotides. RefSeq names its product isoaspartyl dipeptidase-like protein. Lineage: Eukaryota; Fungi; Ascomycota; Dothideomycetes; Mycosphaerellales; Teratosphaeriaceae. The record is from RefSeq and is a predicted model, not a curated record. The coding region runs from base 160 to 1659 and encodes 499 amino acids. The transcript has 7 exons. Gene Ontology annotation, molecular function: hydrolase activity, acting on carbon-nitrogen (but not peptide) bonds.
GGAAGUGUGGCCAGCCCCGCAUUUGGCGGAAGCAUGAUCAUGCCAGGGAGCCCAUGUUUAUUACCCACUACUCGUCUGCCGUUGUGAACAGCACCCAGCCGCUGGUGUUGUUGUACUACCUUGCCUCCCAACUUCCACCACCUUUACACCCAUUCAAGCAUGGCACCUGCACGAAUCGAAGAGCCGCCGGUCUCCUGGCCCGUCAAGGCUGAGAAUGGCACCAGCCAGCACAAAGGACGCCCACGCAACAUCGAUUCGAUUGAUGCGGUCAAGUUCGACGAUUCGCUGCAGCCCAAGCAUUACGACAUGUUUGGCACACACCCAGACAGUAGGAUCCUCUUCACCGAUGUUAACAUUCUCGAUUCUUCGGAUCGUCAUCCUUUCAAAGGAGACGUUCUUAUCGAAGGCGAACGCAUCACCCAAGUCGGCGAGGUUCCCAAUAUCGACGAGCUCAAGAAGGACCGCAAGGUUCGCGUCUUCCAUGGCAAAGGACGUACUCUCAUGUCUGGUCUCGGCGAUGCUCAUACCCAUUUCACAUGGAACGGUGGCGACCUCGAUCGCCUCGGCGAGCUCGGUGUUGAAGAGCACACCCUAUUGACCAUGCGGAGUGCUCAGUGUUACAUCGACUCGGGCUACACCAUGUGUUUUGGCGCCGCUUCCGCCAAAGACCGCCUCGACGUCGUCAUUCGCGAUGCCAUUAAUGCCGGGGAUAUCUCUGGUCCGCGAUACCUUGCCAACGCGAAAGAGAUUGCAAGGAGGGACGGCGAGCUAGUCGGGGGUAUUACCGCGUUCGCCGACGGACCCGACGAGAUGCGCGAGGUUAUUCGACGUCAUGUCAACGAGAUUGGCGUCGAUAACAUCAAACUCAGCAUGUCGGGGGAAGAGAUUACGGAAAUCCGCUCUGCCCAAGACUGCUACUUUACCGACGAGGAGACGGCUGCGUGCGUCGACGAGGGUCAUGAGCUCGGCAAGAGACUAUGUGCUCAUGCGCGAGCUCGUGAUUCGGUGAAGAUGUGUGUCAAGCAUGGUGUCGACGUGAUUUUUCACGCGUCGUACAUCGAUGAUGAGGGCAUGGACAUGCUCGAGAAGAAGAAGACGAAACACGUGGUCGCCCCGGGGCUCAACUGGUUACUUGCGACGCUCUACGAGGCAGAGGCGUUUGGCUACCCGCAAUCAAAGGCCGAGCAGGUUGGGUACAAGAAGGAACUCGACGCUGCUGUCGCUGGUCUGCGUGAAAUGCACCGGAGGGGUAUCGUAGUCCUACCGGGCGGGGAUUACGGGUUUGCCUGGACCCCUCAUGGCACAUACGCCCGAGAUCUCGAGCAUUUUGUGAAGCUGCUCGACUUCACGCCUCACGAAGCCAUCAUUGCGGCUACGCGGGGCGUUGCGGCGCUUCUCAUGCGCGGCCACGAGCUGGGACAGAUCAAGGCAGGCUAUUAUGCGGAUUGCAUCCUGGUCGAUGGUAAUCCGCUCGAAGACAUCCGUGUCUUACAAAAUCACGACAAGAUCAACGUGAUCUGCAUCAACGGGCGUGUGCACAAGGCCGGGCGCAAGGAAUACAUUGCGCCGCCAGUCUCCGGUCAGGAUGAUAAUAAACAUCCCAUUGUGCCCGAUCUCGAUCUUCCCGAAAUGAAAAAAGACAUGCAAAAGAAUUACUGAUGGAAGAUGGGGGCACAUGCGGGGCGUUUGAGGCAGAUGGAGUGGAGGAACAAGUGAUGAAAGGAGUGUAUGUUUAUGCUGAAGAUGCGCAUAUAUUUGGGCGCCCGCUGCCGUGUCACGUGACUAGCGGGGUAUCUCAAUGCAGCAAGCGCAUGCCGAGC